Messenger RNA from Coffea arabica (coffee), 1022 nucleotides. RefSeq names its product heavy metal-associated isoprenylated plant protein 47. Lineage: Eukaryota; Viridiplantae; Streptophyta; Magnoliopsida; Gentianales; Rubiaceae. The record is from RefSeq and is a predicted model, not a curated record.
UGGUGGUUAAACUUUAAAGGAAGACGGAAGGUGGGAUGGUGGUCAAACUUUAAACUUUAAAGAGGCUAAGUUAUGGGGUUUGCUUGUUUGCGGUUGCUAUAUAUAUUGAUGAAGCAUCUCUGUAGAUUACAGCACAAGAAUCCUAAAGUUCUGUAAUUCGUAUACAUACACACACACUCUCUCUCUUAGUAUUGGUUGCAGUCGCACGCCAAAGCACGAAAUGCAGCAAAGAAUUGUUAUAAGGGUCUUAGACUGCGCAAAGAAGAAGCAAUUAUCCAAAGCUAUGCAAAUUACAGUUUCUGUAGCAGGUAUUGAAAGAGUGGCUCUACAAGGAGAAAACAAGGACCAGAUAGUGGUAGUUGGUGAGGGAAUUGAUGCAGUUAAUUUGACCUCCUUGCUCAGGAAAAAGCUGGGAUCUGUUGAACUUGUUAGUGUGAUCCCAAUUGGUGAGCUUGGGAACCGGGAGGAGGAAGAAGAAGAAUAUACUUAUGGAACUACAUCCAUCCAGCCAACAGUAUAUCCAACUUACCCAGUCUGGACAUACCCAACUUACUAGCAUGUUGGAUACUUCCUCUUAGCUUCUCUAGGUAACUGUCACCGAUCAGCUCCCAGAAUUGUGCAGUAUCAUGAGUUCUGUGAACAAUGUACUGCACGUUGUUUGCCAUGAUUCCAGUUUGGGAGUCUAGGAAAGAAAAGAAGAGAAGAGAAAUCUUAAGUUAGAAAAGAAAAGAAACGAAUCGAAAAGAUUGUAAUAUCUUCCAUGUUAUUUGGGCGUUUUGGAGGAGAAUGGGAAUGAAGCAAUUUUCCUUUGUUCGGAAGUGGAGAAAAGAUAUGUGUGUUUUACAUAAAGACCAUUAGAUCUUAAACUUACACGAGUGUUCUAUUAGAUUGUAAUCCUCUUAAGGUAAAAGUGGUGGUACAUGCAAUAAUUCAUUUACCCCACACCACUUUCUCACGUUUUCGUCCGAUUUUGAGCGGAUAGCUUUUUUGACUUGGAAGGGAUCUGACAUCCUUCCUUUUCU